Molecule: messenger RNA, 1962 nt
Organism: Drosophila suzukii
Lineage: Eukaryota; Metazoa; Arthropoda; Insecta; Diptera; Drosophilidae
Source: RefSeq, a predicted model, not a curated record
GUUAUAUUUUUAAGAAUGAAUCACCUUAGCAUUACACUGAUCCUUCUGUUCAGCUUGUGUUUGCAACACUCUCAGCUGCAACUGGCUCCCUUUUCUGAUUCCGAACCCUUGGCCAAUAAUCAGGUUUAUUUUCCUGGCUUGGAGGACGACUUGGACUGGAGUGGGGCCAACUGGCAGCUGGUGAUCCGCUGGCUGAUGGAGCGCCAGCAGCUGCGAUUCUGCAUUGCCCUCGCCAGAUUCGAUGAGCGGUUGGUGCCCGGAACGGCCUGCCAGGCACUCUUGGCCAACGGGCCGCUGAUGGCCAACUGCGACAUUGGAAACAUCGAGGACCUGACCAUGACCAUGCGCUACGCCUUCGGCGAAAUCCUUCUGGAUACCAGUCGCAAGUGUCGACACGGCCUGGAGCUCUUUGGAGUUCGCUGCCGGCGGAGGGCGUAAUCGAAAACCAUCGGCAACGAAUUUAUAUUUCAUCAAAUGCAAUGUGGGUUACACUUUUGAACAGAAAAAGGACAUAUUCCCCUGAAAUAUCCAAUGUGACACACUUAAUAGUCAUAUGACUAUACAGAGAGAAUUCUGACGUUCUUAUCUAAGUUAAAAAGGUUCUUAAAGUUGAAAAUAUUUACAAUGUGCUUGAAUCAAUCUGAACUGACAUUGCUUGUGUGAAAAACACAACUAUUAGUCCAGUCAGAAGUGUAUACUUAUCAAAAAGUUGUUAAAUAAACUCUUAUUAACUUUUCUCUUCUCACCAUUUUGUCCUGAUAUUAAGAACAUUGAACCCAAAUUGCUUUUAAGAACGAAUGUUCUCAAUUCAAGAACAAUGUACUUGAAUAUUUCUCUACGUAUAGUGAUAAGCAGCGACCGCAGAUCAGAGUUAAUUGUGAAAAUUAAUAAUGUAACGUUGCUUACUCAGUACUAUAAAGUGCAUAAAAAUCCGCAUUUCGGUUAAAAAAGCAAAGCAAAACUUAUUUUUACGGACAUGAGAACAAAAUAUGAAAAUCCUCAUUAAAUUUAAGUUCAAGAAUUAUCAUAAAUACAAAACGUAAGGUUUUUAACCCUCAAGUUCUUUAAUAGAAAUGUGGAGACUAAGUACUUUAAUUUACUGCUAGUGCUAUAGUAAAUUAUUUGAUGUUGUACGUUUUACAAACCAUUGUUUCAAACAAUUUUAUUUCCAAGUAUGCAACAGUGUUAUUUAAUCUAGGGAGUAAUCAAAGUUUUAUGACAUUUGGUUAUCAUUGAUAAAAUAGAAUUUAAUGGAAAAUCGUAAUAUUUUCGCGCUGCGGAACCUACUAAUUGUUCCCAUUUCGUCUCCUAAGUGCAUUGCUAAUUCACUUUAUUGAGCAAUUUUUCAUCGUCUGCCCUGCCCUAUCCCCUGUCAUUUCAAUGUGUCAAUAAAAAUCAGAAAGGAACCCUGCGCAGCCCCCGAUUUCAGUCUAAAACUGGGUGAAGGCCCGAGUCCGAGUGGCGAGUCCUUGCCGAGUGCAGUGCCUCCAUGACAAAUGACGAUUAUAAUUUGUAAAAUGCGCCCAUCUUGUUAUCCCCUCAGAUCCUUUUGCCCGCCCCCGAUAUGUUCGACUUGUGGCCUAGAUGUUGCUGUCCGGCUUUUUCCCCAUUUCCAUUUCUAUCUCGGAUUCGGUUUAGUCCAUUGCGAUUGUUGUUGCAAUUAGCAGAAGCGACAGGGGAUAAGGGGCAGCAUAAGCACAACUGAUGGUUUGAAUGGAAAAUUGCACAGCGCAAAUAGCUGAUGGUAAUUGGUGGAUGGGGUGGAUAGAGCCGUAUUGUUGCUUCUGGCAAUUACCGGCAGAUGUUUAAGAGUUUAGCACCCAUGGAGAAUUUUCCCAUUUCAAUCGGAGCGGUGAUAGCCUCUUCAAUCGAUUUGCGAAACACCUUCAAAUGGAGAAAAGUGUCGCACAUUCCCAAACGAAUGUCAUCAAAAUAAACGAUUUUCGAACCAGUUUUAGGACU